Molecule: messenger RNA, 1850 nt
Organism: Miniopterus natalensis
Lineage: Eukaryota; Metazoa; Chordata; Mammalia; Chiroptera; Miniopteridae
Source: RefSeq, a predicted model, not a curated record
GGCCACGUGGUCCUUUCCCCAGUCUGGUUCCUCUAUAACCUGCUCAUGAAGAUGUUCCAGCGCUCCACCCCGGCCAUCACCCUCGAGAGCCCGGACAUCAAGUACCCGCUGCGGCUCAUUGACAAGGAGGUCAUCAACCAUGACACCCGGCGGUUCCGCUUUGCCCUGCCGUCACCCCAGCAUAUCCUGGGCCUCCCUGUUGGCCAGCACAUCUACCUCUCUGCUCGAAUUGAUGGGAACCUGGUCAUUCGUCCCUACACACCUGUCUCCAGCGAUGACGACAAGGGCUUCGUGGACCUGGUCAUCAAGGUUUACUUCAAAGACACCCAUCCCAAGUUUCCCUCUGGAGGGAAGAUGUCCCAGUACCUGGAAAGCAUGAAGAUCGGAGACACCAUUGAGUUCCGGGGCCCGAACGGGCUGCUGGUCUACCAGGGCAAAGGGAGGUUUGCCAUCCGCCCAGACAAGAAAUCCAACCCCAAUAUCAAGACGGUGAAGUCUGUGGGCAUGAUCGCAGGCGGAACAGGCAUCACCCCAAUGCUGCAGGUGAUUCGCGCUAUCAUGAAGGACCCGGAUGACCACACCGUGUGCCACCUGCUCUUUGCUAACCAGACUGAGAAGGACAUCCUGCUGCGGCCCGAGCUGGAGGAGCUGAGGAACGAGCAUUCUGCACGCUUCAAGCUCUGGUUCACGGUGGACAAGGCCCCUGAAGCCUGGGACUACAGCGAGGGCUUUGUGAACGAGGAGAUGAUCCGGGACCACCUGCCGCCCCCGGAGGAGGAGCCGCUGAUCCUGAUGUGCGGCCCCCCGCCCAUGAUCCAGUACGCCUGCCUGCCCAACCUGGACCGCGUGGGCCACCCCAAGGAGCGCUGCUUCUCCUUCUGAUGGCGGGGCUCUGGCCGCGCCUGCCCGCCCUGCCUCACCUUCCCUGUCCGCACCCACCUCCCUGCCAUCUUUAAGGUCACUUCCCCCAAGUCUCACACUAUGGCCCCAGACUCAGCCUGGCCUGCCCAUGACUGGGUGGUCACCCUGUGGGCUGGCCCUCAAGGGGCCCCCUUGGGAACAGGGUUCGGUUACAGUGGGCAGCCAUGGCCACCUUCAGGACAGGUUCCUGCCUGACCCCCACUGGCUCUUGCCAGUGGCGCCCGGCCCCGGGUCCUGCCCUUCCCUCGUCUCCACACUCCCCACACUACUGGGCCAAGGCCGCCAGCACCGGGUUCCACUCGCCCCUUCCAGAGCAGACCACAGUCCGGAGACAAAUGGAAAUAUGCGGGCAGUCCAGAGCUGAGGUGCCAGGCAGUCCCCUGCCACCACCCUGGGACCCUCGCCUGCGCCCCUCACUUCCUGCCUCGGCCAGGCCAGGCCUCAGCACCUGACAAUACAUGACAGGUACUACUCAAAAGUCCUCUUGACAGGGACUGCUGGGGAUGGCAGGCUGUCCCCCCCCCAGGGCCCAGGGAGGAGGGCCCGGCUGAGGGCCCCUCUGGCUGGCACCUGAGCCUUCCAGAAAUCUCCACAUUUCCCCAACACGCCCAAACAUUUGGCAGCCUCGGGAAUUCCAAGCAGUCAGCUCAGUGGUUGGGUUGACCGCUCAGGGUCCUGGGCCUCCAGCCCUGAUGGCAGAGGUAAGACAAAGCUAAUGUUUAUUUUUUCCUCUGUCCCGGACCCACCCCGCCUGCUGCUUCCUGCACCCCAGUGUGGGGGCGAUUUUGAGCAGAGCCUCUUGUCCGAGGCGCGUUCUCAGUGGCCUCGACAUUGCCUUUAGGUAGCAAUGGUUAGCCUUUUGCAUAUCGGCUUUUUCAGAGUCAUUUAUGAGCAGAAAAAAUGUUGAAAUAAAACAUUGCUAAUAUUAA